Maylandia zebra (zebra mbuna) is the source of this 390-nucleotide messenger RNA. The record is from RefSeq and is a predicted model, not a curated record. Lineage: Eukaryota; Metazoa; Chordata; Actinopteri; Cichliformes; Cichlidae.
UAUUACCGGGCAGAGACAGACCGAGACUCCGAGACGAUGACGGCCGCCAGCAAGAAGAAGCCCAAAGAGUCUCAGCAGGAUGAGGAGUAUGUGGACGUCAGCCCUCCGCAGAGGAACUGGAAGGGCAUUGCAAUCUCUUUGCUGGUGAUCGUGGUGGUCUGCUCGCUCAUCACCAUGUCUGUGGUCGUCCUCACACCCGUUGAACUUCCCGGCAGCAGCAAGUCCAGGCUGACUGUAGCAGAUCUUUACAAACCAGAGUUCAGCAUUCACGACCCCGAGGCCAAGUGGAUUAGCGAUUCACAGGUGGUUUACAGGAACCGGGAUGGAGAUGUCAUCAAGUUUGACUUUGACCUGAAUGACACACACGUUCUCCUCAGCAACAGCAUAUUU